This is a messenger RNA of Tripterygium wilfordii, 2210 nucleotides long. Its product is annotated as flowering locus K homology domain-like. Lineage: Eukaryota; Viridiplantae; Streptophyta; Magnoliopsida; Celastrales; Celastraceae. Bases 16 to 1974 code for a protein of 652 amino acids. Gene Ontology annotation, biological process: regulation of gene expression. Gene Ontology annotation, molecular function: mRNA binding. The transcript has 7 exons. Gene Ontology annotation, cellular component: nucleus; cytoplasm. The record is from RefSeq and is a predicted model, not a curated record.
UCACGAGAGUAUAUCAUGAGAUAUGAGUUCGAAAAUCAAACCCUAAUAUCUUCGAGGACUGAAAGCUUCUGCUGUUCUCGUAAACUCGCUUCCUUAUCCCGUCGCAGCCUCAGAACUUUGCUGGUUGCGUUUCAGUUCCGCCUCUCUUUGUGCGUAAAAGUUCGUAAGGUUCAAUCUCUUAUGGACAGGGAGGAUCUGAGGAACACUGGUGAUAUGCCUGAGGAGUCUCAUUCUUCACAAGUACAAUCAAUUGUGGAUGGUGAGCCUCGUAAUAUGCACGAGGAAGAUACUGGCAAUGUGCAUGAAGAAGAUGCAGAGGAAGAUCCAGAGGAAGAUCCAGAGGAAGAUGGUGGCGACAUGCCCGAGGAAGAUGGUGGCGACAUGCUCGGGGAAGAUGGUGGUGACAUGCCCGGGGAAGAUGCUGACGAUGUUCCUGGGGAAGAUGCCGACGACGUUGCCGGGGAAGAUGAUGGCAAUAUGCCCGAGGUUGAUGCUGGCGAUGUGGCCGAGGUGGAUACUAUUACUAACAGUGUGCUCAAGGAGGGCGCUGGUAAUAUAUCCAAGUUGGAUUAUAGCAAUAUGCCCGAGGAGGAUGUUAACCAUACUCCUGAUGAGCCACAUCCUCCAGAAAUAAAAGCAUAUGAGACCAAUGAGGCUGGAAAUAUGCUUGACGACGAUGGGAAUAUGCACGGGGAUUUAAUUUCGCAAGUUCCACAAGUGCCAGUAUCUGAGAGUGGUUCAGGGGGAGUUGAGGUGAAGAAGUGGCCUGGAUGGCCGGGAGAGAAUGUUUUCAGGAUGUUGGUUCCUGCACAAAAGGUUGGUGGUAUUAUUGGUCGUAAAGGAGAGUUGAUUAAGAAAAUUACGGAAGAGACAAAGGCUCGAAUCAAAAUUCUUGAUGGUCCUCCUGGGUCUAUGGAAAGAGCGGUCAUGGUCUCUGCGAAAGAAGAGCCAGAAACCUCCAUUCCUCCUGCUUUGGAAGGUUUGCUGAGAGUUCAUAAACGGCUUGUUGACGGAGACAGUGACUCUACAGAUGCAUCAGGUGCUGGAGGUACAGUUAUUACAAGGCUGCUAACAGCAGAUACUCAAGCGGGAAGUGUUAUUGGGAAGCAGGGCUCCACAAUAAAAUCUAUUCAAGAUGCUUCUGGUUGUACCAUUCGAGUCCUUGGAGCAGAACACUUGCCAGCUUGUGCUCUGAAGGAUGAUAGCAUCAUUGAGAUACAAGGUGAUCCUCCUGGUGUGCACAAAGCUGUUGAACUGAUUGCCAGUCAUCUUCGAAAGUUCUUGGUUGACCGCAGUAUUGUUGGAGUAUUUGAAAACUUAAUGCAAAUGCCAAAGGCUCAAGCAAACCACAAUGCACCCCCACAACAAUCCUGGGGAGCUCCUCAAGGUUUUCCCACGAGUGGUUUCGACGCACCUGGUCCAGGCUUUAGGUCUAAUCCUCAACCUCCUCGUCAAUUUGAUAAUUAUUAUCCACCUCCUGAAGUGUUUCCAUCAGAGAAGCAGCCUCAUCAGGGUGUCCCUUUUUAUGGAAGAGAUACUUCUUUAGGAGGUCAUCAAUUGAAUGCACAGUCACAACAGUCUGGGGUCACGAAGGUCACACACCAAAUGCAAAUUCCUCUAUCAUAUGCGGAUUCUGUGAUAGGGACGUCUGGUGCAAAUAUUAGUUACAUACGUCGCACCAGUGGAGCAGCUAUUGCAAUACAGGAAACAAGGGGUGUGCCUGGGGAGAUGACUGUUGAAAUCAGUGGAUAUGCUUCACAGAUACAAACAGCACAGCAGUUAAUACAGAACUUCAUUGCGGAGGCUGCAAGCUCUGGACAGAACCCUGCAGGUGGAUCAAUCAGCCAAGGCUAUAAUACUUAUCCUGGUCAUGGUGCUGUAUAUGCAUCUCCACCACCUGAUGCUGCUGGACAUGCUGCUUAUGCGCCCAGUGGAGAUUAUGGUUCAGUCUAUGGCAACAGCUAUGGUUACUGAAAAGAAUUUUAGUGAGAGUUGGUUUGUCUUGGUAAAACGUAUUUUCAUUAUGUAUUAUUCACCUGUGAUAAUUCCAGAUGGCUUUAAGCGUGAAAUUAUGUUUUAUUUCUCUCGUCUUCAUGGUGUUCUAAAUGAAUUUGGUAUUGUUGCCUUUAUCCUAUAUUUAUAUAGAUAAUGAGAUAUUCUUAUGAUGUGAGUCAUGGUAUUUAUUAUAAGAGACUUAAUUUUUUAUGUAA